Molecule: messenger RNA, 1143 nt
Organism: Drosophila erecta
Lineage: Eukaryota; Metazoa; Arthropoda; Insecta; Diptera; Drosophilidae
Product: transcription factor Ouib
Exons: 3
Coding region: 84-1088 (334 amino acids)
Biological process (GO): regulation of transcription by RNA polymerase II
Cellular component (GO): nucleus
Molecular function (GO): zinc ion binding; RNA polymerase II cis-regulatory region sequence-specific DNA binding; DNA-binding transcription factor activity
Source: RefSeq, a predicted model, not a curated record
UUCUUUGCCAUUCACUCAAAUAUAAUGCAGCGUAACAUAGUGGAGUUUUUGAAAAUAUUUUCAUAUUGCUUGGUUUAUUUGAUAUGUCUGAGCUGCGCUCGGUUUGCCGAACUUGUGGCAAAAAUGUGGCCAAUUCUCAGGCCAGGGCCACCAAACUGUUCGACAAAUGCAACUUUCACCUAAUUAGUUUGCUGGAAAAUAUCACCGAUAUGUAUCUGGACUCUGAUACUACUCUGCCAUAUCUCAUUUGCCAAUGGUGCAAACAGCAGCUGGACAGGAUUUGGGCAUUUCGCAGUAAGUGCUUGGAGGUCUACAAGUCCUUUUUGGCCGUCAAUAGGAAACUUCUGCGACAAAAGGCGGUAGUUGACGAGGAACUCGCUGAACUGAAUGAUGAGAAGCUACUGCAGGAUAUGCGGGCCCACAAGGAUCAGGAAAUGGCAGAUACAGCUGGGCUUCUGCGGGAAGAUCAAAAUGAUAACGAAGAAGAGGACCCAGAAGAAGGUACUCAGAAUGAGGGCAAUCUAGAGGAACCACUACAAACAGUGCAGGCAAAACAUUAUCAGGAGCAGCUCCAUAAUACUUCCGGCACCUCGAAGGGAGUAGGCACCCGCGUACCCAAGCGUGCUAAGCGCAACUCCAAGUCCUGGUUCUGUGACCAGUGCGGCGGCGUGUUCAAGUCCUCCACCUACCUCAAGCUGCACCUACAGCGGCACACCGGCCACAAACCCUUUGAGUGCGACAUUUGCCAGGCCAAGUACUACACGGAGAAUGAGAUGCGCCGCCACAGGAUCCUUCACACGGACGCCAGGCCGUAUGCUUGCCGAUUCUGCCACAAGACCUACCGAGGAUGCAGCAGUAAAGUGGUCCACGAGCGAACUCACACCAACGAGCGUCCCUUUCAGUGCCAGUAUUGCGACAAGGCCUUCACCUCCACGUCUACGCGCCAAAAACAUGAGAUGUUGCACACCAAUCAGCGGAAGUACCACUGUGAGAUCUGCGACCAGUGGUUCCUGCGCUCCUCCCAUUUGACCUUGCACCAAAAUACUAAACUUCACCAGCGAAGAGCUCAACGUGCUAGGACUGUCUAGAAUACAAGUGGACAAACUUAAGUUAAGUUUCUAAGACUGUCGAAAAUAAAAGUAU